UUCCAUCGGAGGGCACCGGCUCGACCCAGGUCUAGACCACUCUGGAAACCCCAGCCCCAAAAAAUUCCUCCCCCUCUCCGGCGGUCGCUUCACGAAAAAGGAUUUCGCGUCGCCGGCGGCGACGAGACCAGAAUCUCCGGACCCAGCCUCCGCUCCCCCCGCGCGGAGGUCCAUGGACGGCGGCGGCGAGGUGGGCUGGUACGUGCUCGGCCCGAGCCAGGAGCACGUCGGCCCCUACGCGCUCUCAGAGCUGCGAGAUCAUUUUGCUAAUGGGUACCUCAACGAGAGCACAAUGCUCUGGGCGGAGGGGAGGAGUGAAUGGACGCCACUAUCUUCGAUUCGAGAGCUGCAUUCUGGGGUCACAAAGAAGGAUCAACCUGAACAAGAAACUGAAGAUGAUUUCGAGAAAUUCCAGAAGGAGGUUAUAGAAGCUGAGUCAGAGGUGGAAGGGCUGAAAGCAAAGGCUGCAGAUGGUGACUUAAGCAAAGAGCAUGUCAUUGAUGAUCCCGAUGAGCGGCCAGCAUCCCCACCAGAUGGUGUGGAAGAAUUUACUGAUGAUGACGGCACCAUCUACAAGUGGGAUCGUACUCUGAGGGCAAUGGUUCCUCAAAAUGAUGUAUCGGGUGAAAUGGACAACAAUGGAGAGAAUGACAUAUCAUGUAAAAAGGAUGACUAUGAACUUGAAGACAUGACUUUUGCACUCGAGGAAGAAGUAUUUCAACCACCAGAUAUUCCUGGCUCGUCCACAUUGGAUGAAAACCAUGCUUUAACUGAAAAAGGAAACAAAGUGCCAGAGAAGGUAGAUAAAAGACUAGAAAAGAAGCGGAAGUCUGAGAAGCCAACUGAAAAGAAGGAACCUCAGAAACCUCCAGAAAGUUGGUUUGAUCUCAAAGUCAACACACAUGUCUAUGUUACUGGUUUACCUGAAGAUGUCACGGCUGAGGAGAUUGUAGAGGUAUUUUCCAAGUGUGGAAUUAUAAAGGAGGAUCCAGAGACAAGGAAACCCCGAGUGAAGAUCUAUACUGACAAGGAAACAGGCAGGAAAAAGGGUGAUGCACUUGUGACCUAUCUCAAGGAGCCUUCUGUACCUUUAGCAAUUCAAUUAUUGGAUGGAACAUCAUUCCGUCCUGGUGGUAAGACCCUAAUGACUGUUAGCGUGGCCAAAUUUCAGCAGAAAGGUGACGUUUUUUUGGCAAAGAAGGCAGAUAAGCAAAAGAAAAAGAAAGGCAAGAAGGUUGAAGAUAAGAUGCUGGGAUGGGGUGGACAUGAUGAUAAGAAGGUGAUGAUUCCUACUCAGGUGAUUUUGGCGAAUAUGUUCAGUCCUGCUGAAUUGAGAAAUGAUGAAACCCUUCUUCCUGAACUUGAGGUAGAUGUUAGAGAGGAAUGCGUGAAGUUUGGUCCGAUCGACAAUGUCAAGGUUUGCGAAAAUCAUCCACAAGGGGUUGUAUUGGUAAAGUUCAAAGACCGGAAAGAUGGUCUCAAAUGCAUAGAGAAGAUGAAUGGAAGAUGGUUUGGUGGGAAGCAAAUACACGCGAGCGAGGAUGACGGUUCGAUCAAACACGCUCUGAUCCGUGACUACGACGCUGAGGUAUCAAGGCUGGAGCGCUUUGGAGAAGAGUUGGAAGAAUCUACAUAGGAAGUUUUUCGAUCACCCAGCAGUUUAGGGCUGUUUUGUAGCUGAUAGCAUGAAAUUUACAAGAACAACGAAACAGAAAAGAGCAGCUGGGCCAUCUGUUUGUCCGUUUAUUCAUACUGUGACUGCUUCUGGGUUAGCUUUAAGCAGCGGAGUUGUUACAUCAGCUAAACGUUGUCCUAAUAUACUCCUACGUUACAGAGAUUGAUCAUUUUUGCCAUGCUAAUAUGUACAACUUGCUUA
Messenger RNA from Triticum urartu, 1876 nucleotides. It is a transcript of the gene ELF9, whose product is annotated as RNA binding (RRM/RBD/RNP motifs) family protein. The record is from RefSeq and is a predicted model, not a curated record. Gene Ontology annotation, cellular component: U2-type spliceosomal complex; U2 snRNP. Gene Ontology annotation, molecular function: RNA binding. NCBI's taxonomy places the organism in Eukaryota, Viridiplantae, Streptophyta, Magnoliopsida, Poales, Poaceae. Gene Ontology annotation, biological process: mRNA splicing, via spliceosome.